Molecule: messenger RNA, 927 nt
Organism: Plasmodium reichenowi
Lineage: Eukaryota; Apicomplexa; Aconoidasida; Haemosporida; Plasmodiidae
Exons: 1
Coding region: 1-927 (308 amino acids)
Biological process (GO): translational initiation
Source: RefSeq, a predicted model, not a curated record
AUGAACACUUGUAUUGCUUUCCAUAAAAAAAAAAAAAAAUUACUUAUUUAUCCAAUACACAUAUUGAACUAUGUAUAUAAUUAUAACAGGCUGUUUUGUUGUCACCUUGUUAACUUACCGUUAUAUAAAAAAAGGAGCCAUUUGAAAAAUGAAAAGGAUAAUUUAAAAAGAUAUAAAAAUUAUGAAACACAUUUAAAAUGCCUAAAUUAUUAUUUUCUUACUCAUACGAACACAUUUUACAAUAUAAGAAAAAAAUUUACAACUUUUAUUAAUGAAAGACAAAACCAUAUAGAAAAUAUUAAAAAUAAUAUACAAUCAAACCAUAAGAAGGAAAAUGACAUCUUAACUAAUAAUAUUAUUAAUAAUAACAAUAUAUAUAAGAACAAUUCACAUAAAAUACAUGGUUUAUUAAAUAAACAAAUAGCACAAAUUAAAAAUUCAACUCAUACACAUCCAAGAAGUUACAAUUUUGAUCCAUGUACAAAAACAAAAAAAAUCCAAGUUUAUUAUAAUUGUGAAAUGAAUGAUAUAAUUAGAAAAAUAAAUUAUAUUAAAAAGUUUUUAUCAGCUGGAUCACCUGUAGAUAUUUUUCUAAUAUACAACACAGAUGAUCAUAUCAAAACUACAAACAUAAAAAUGAAAAAACAAACAAAAAUAAGUAAAAAUAAAAUAUCUAAUAUUGCGGACGAACAACAAGAAGAACAACAUAACCAUUAUGAUAGACAAAUUUUUAAAAAUUACGAAUCCAACAAAAUCACCAAAUUUUUACACACACAAAAAUUAAAUGAAACAAAAUAUUCCUUACAUUUAUAUAUCAAAAUUAAUUUUAUAUUAAAUCAUAUUAGAAAUAUAUCAAUAGUUGAUGAAAUCUUUAGACACAUUCAAAAUAAAAAUCAUAUCAUUUUAAUAAAAGCAUAUCCAAAAUGA